Molecule: messenger RNA, 840 nt
Organism: Malania oleifera
Lineage: Eukaryota; Viridiplantae; Streptophyta; Magnoliopsida; Santalales; Ximeniaceae
Exons: 6
Coding region: 1-840 (279 amino acids)
Source: RefSeq, a predicted model, not a curated record
AUGGCUUCUCGUUUUGGCUUGAAGAGGAAGACCCUCUCCCUGCUCGCGCUCGCCCUUGCCGUCUUCGUGGAGGGCACUCUAGGGGAAGUAACUUGUGAGAAUCUGGGGGAGGACAAGUGCGCGUUCGCGGUGUCGGCGAUGGGGAAGCGGUGCGUGCUGGAGAAGCAGGUGAAGCGCACCGGCGAAGAGAAGUUCGUGUGCCGCACGUCGGACAUUGAAGCCAACAAGUUGAAGGAUUUGUUGGAGAGCGACGAGUGCAUCAAGGCCUGCGGCGUCGACAGGAAGUCUCUCGGCAUCUCCUCCGAUUCCCUGCUUGAGUCUCGCUUCACCCACAAGCUUUGCUCCUCUGAGUGCUACCAGUCCUGCCCCAACAUCGUUGAUCUCUACUUCAACCUUGCUGCCGGCGAAGGUGUGUUUCUUCCUAAACUAUGCGAGGCAAAAUUCACUACUGGCGUGCGAAGGGGAAUGGGGGAGAUCCGAAGCUCUGGUUUUGUUGCAGAAGCACCCAAAACAGGAUUAUGGUGGCUCACUAAAGAAGAUGUUAUUACAUCAACACCGGCCCCGGAGCCGGCGGCGGUGCAGUACUUCAGCGCAUACAGUGUGCGCGCCUGCAGGUCACGUUUAGUUGAAGUUGAUGCAAAUUUCAUUCCACGUGCAUCACAUGUAAUUGACAUCAUUUUGCAGGUUGCUGCUGUAGCAGGGGCUGUGCUCUGCUGUGUACCUGCUGGAGAGGAGGCUGGAAGGAGGAUGAAGGCUGCUGUGGAGUGGUGUGGAGUUCGGGUGCUUCUGCUGUGGUGGCCGUGUAGGAGAGGCUCUGCUGGUGUUGCUGCUGGCGGGUAG